This is a messenger RNA of Bathycoccus prasinos, 609 nucleotides long. RefSeq lists its product with no specific name. NCBI's taxonomy places the organism in Eukaryota, Viridiplantae, Chlorophyta, Mamiellophyceae, Mamiellales, Bathycoccaceae. Gene Ontology annotation, molecular function: zinc ion binding. The transcript has a single exon. The record is from RefSeq and is a predicted model, not a curated record. The coding region runs from base 1 to 609 and encodes 202 amino acids.
AUGUACGAACCGUCCAUCCGACGGAAAUCGUUGCAAUACUCGUGCGAUAUAUGCGGCGAGAUACCGAUUUUAAGGAAAAGAUGGUGCUGCGACGUGUGCGAAGAUUACGACAUUUGCGACAACUGCCACCAGACGCAAAAAGAGCGGCUGUUGAAAAAAACGAAUAGGAAGAAUAAAAAUAAUAGUAGCAAAGAUAAUACUAACAACAACAACAACAACAAUAAAGAGAAAGGAGGAGGAGACGUGGCGAUGAUGAGCGAUUCGGACGAGGAAACGGACUCGGAGGAAGAGAAUAGCGACGAGGAGGACGAGGGGGACGACGUGCACACGGACUCGCACUCGAUGCGAGCGUACGCGGUGAACGAGACGAUGGAACCGUUGCACUCGGGGAAGUUGUCCUCGGUGGCGGAGGACGCGUGUUGUCGGUGGUUUAUGGACGCGUUGAAGCAAGCGAAGAGAGGUGAUCCGAACCAAGCCGCGCUGGUGUCGCAGAUGAUGUUGGAAGGGUACGGAUGUAACGCAGACCCGAAGGAGGCGAGGUAUUGGGCGCACGUGGCUAGAAACGCAGGCGCGCGCAGAAUCGAAGGCGUUUACGACGAGUUGCCUUGA